Molecule: messenger RNA, 3122 nt
Organism: Sebastes umbrosus (honeycomb rockfish)
Lineage: Eukaryota; Metazoa; Chordata; Actinopteri; Perciformes; Sebastidae
Product: adenosine receptor A1-like
Exons: 3
Coding region: 761-1762 (333 amino acids)
Biological process (GO): G protein-coupled adenosine receptor signaling pathway
Cellular component (GO): synapse; dendrite; membrane
Molecular function (GO): G protein-coupled adenosine receptor activity
Source: RefSeq, a predicted model, not a curated record
GUCUAAUUGAUGACAACAGGUGAAAGAUGUUAUGUUAUUUACAUUGCAGUAAGUUCAGUAAGUUCAUGCAUAUUUGACAAACAAACCAUGUCAUCUGAAUGAAUGUUUGACAUUCUCCUCCUCAGUGUGUCCACUCCCACAGAGGGCGUCACACAUUGCAGAAAGAAGAGGAUAAGGGACUCUGAACUGAACUCCCAUGGGUGACAUAUCUAAACUGGAAUUAUUUCACAAGAAACAAGGAGGAAAAAUACAGAUGUCUUGAGCCAACCAAAUCCAAAAUAAAUAUGAUCUGAAUUUCCUGUUGACUGCCAGGAAAUGCCACUAUUUGGGACUAAUACUGUUUAUUUUUCCGACCUUUGACACAUUUGUUCUUAUCAUUGAUGAAAUCCACAUUGUUAAUCUGCGCUUUGGGAACCUGUUUGUGACUCAUUCUCUGCUGGUAUCCGUGCUGUCCCUCCUCCAGCAGCAGGACUGCAGGACUUCAUUCCGGUAAUCGGUGCGUAUGGAGACCAUAAUAAGUUCUGCGUCUUUUGCGCGCAGCAGCUCCAUGUCUUUGGAUCGGAUCCUAAAAUAACUCAGACACAACAACAGACACUACUUCUACCUCUGUCUGUUUGGACAUAAAACAUGCGAACGCUUAAAUCUUGGGUGUCUCAGUCGGUGCCACACAAACUCAAACAUUGAGACGCGUCUCUCCAGCCGAGCGCACCUCACUCUUCCUCCUCUUCCAGCAGCAGCAGCAGCAUCAGCGAUCAUCAUCAUGCCUAACGGACUCUACAUCGGUAUGGAGGUGGUGAUCGCCGUGUCGUCGGUGAUCGGUAACGUGAUGGUGGUGUGGGCUGUGCGUAUUAACCGCUCUCUGAGAGACACCACGUUUUGUUUCAUCGUCUCCUUGGCCUUGGCUGACAUUGCAGUGGGAGCUCUGGUCAUCCCUCUCGCCAUCGCGGUCCACAUGGAGUUCCAGGCGCACUUCUACAGCUGCCUGCUGGUCGCCUGCACGAUGCUCGUGCUCACUCAGAGCUCCAUCCUGGCGCUGCUGGCCAUCGCCAUCGACCGAUACCUGAGAGUCAAGAUACCCAUGAGCUACAAGCGGGUGGUGACCCCUCGGCGAGCUGGCACGGCCGUGUUAUUAUGUUGGCUGGUGUCCAUCAUAGUGGGCCUCACGCCCAUGUUGGGUUGGAAUAACCUGCAGUUACUCCGCGACAAUGGCUCCCUGAUCACCGAUGACCUCUUGGUGACCUGUGAGUUUGAGACAGUCGUCAGCAUGGACUACAUGGUCUACUUCAACUUCUUCGGCUGGGUGCUGCCCCCUCUUCUCCUCAUGCUGGCCAUCUAUGUGGAGAUUUUCUACAUGAUCCACAAGCAGCUCAACAAGAAGGUGACAGCUAGCCACACAGACCCCAGUCGUUACUAUGGAAAGGAGCUCAAGCUAGCCAAGUCGCUCGCCCUCGUUCUUUUCCUCUUCGCGGUCAGCUGGCUCCCUCUACACAUCCUCAACUGCAUCACCCUCUUUUGCCCUACCUGUGACAAGCCGAUGUUCCUCAUUUACAUCGCCAUCAUCCUCACCCACGGCAACUCGGCCGUCAACCCCAUCGUGUACGCUUUCCGCAUCAAGAAAUUCCGCACAGCGUUCCGGAAAAUCUGGAAACAGUACUUUCUUUGUCAGGAUCCAGUCGGUCGGCUUCCUCAAAGAGGGAGCCAGAGAGGACAGAGCCAUGAGAGGAGGCUGAGGCAGAACGAUGACGAUGAUGAUGAUGUGUGACCCUUGGCAACUAAUUGGAUUGCUGUGUAACUGUUAAGUUUCACUCCACUGAUUCACAGAAUGGGAAAGACUCUGGCUUUAUUUUCACGCUUGAGGGAUUACUGGUCGAAACAGCCUUAAUGGCAUCGCAGAAUGUCAAAGGGAUGAAAGAGAUGAGGGAACUCCAUCGUGGACUGACUGAUUUCCUCCAUCCAACACACCCUCAGAGGGCAGGAUGACCAAUCAGCAUGGAGACGGGAUAAACAUCCUAUAUCAGACUUUGAUUUAAAUAAUGUUUAUUUCUCCACUGGCUAACAAAAUGAAGAUGUUGCCGUACAAGUUAAGGGGCUUCUCAUCAGUUUUCAGCACCAACCUGUUGAACUUGAAUCAGUAAGUGUAUAUCUGUAGCACAUGCGGUACAAGAGUAGUGUAUGCUGAAUUGUAUCUUUUGACCUGAAUUAAAACUCAUGGCCUUUUUUAUGUGAAUGAUCUCAAAAAGUUAAGCAUCGUAUUAUGGGCUACAUUUAUAGUACAUGCUUAGUUCUGUGGCCUUAAGGACAGAAAAUCCAAUGAAGAGGAACUAAGACAUUGUGUUGAUAGUGUGAAUCUGGUGGUGGGCAAGCAGGAAGUUUGCGCAACCAGCUUGGUGCUUUGACCAGUACACAGGAUGUGCUGUAUGCUGGCUGGAUGGAUGAAAAAAAGUAGAACUGACUCACUUGGAAUUAAAACCCAGGACCUCUUUGUGCGAUGAGCGUCUGGUUUGAGUUGCGCAGUAACUCAUGAGACUCACUGCCCAUUCAGAUGUGUGGUGCAAUCCAACGCAUGUGAAGGCUGUUUUUGAUGCUCUUGAGACCAUUUGACUGACAGAAUGACUAAUACUAGCUAAUAGUUGUAAAAAGAGCAUCCAUGCUACAAGAAAAAUUACUUCAUGCUCCUCUUCAAAUAUUUGUGGACAUGGACAACGGUUAAAAACUGUGGAGACACCUAUUGGUAACUUUAUAUCUAUAGCUGCAGGACUGUGAAUCUAAGGAAUGUUGGAGCUUGUAUAUUCAAUAAGCUUCAUUUGAUCUGGGUGAUACUAAUUUUUAACUCUGUAAUGUACCUCUACUGUGCAUUUAUCACCAGGCCUUUUCCACUAUUAGCAGGUGUUUUCAGUUAUCUUUUCACUUUCCCCCGAUUCGUGAUGGAGUUUGUUAUACCAAUGUAGCGUCAUCACAUCCUCUCUGUUGUUUCUGUUAGUAAACUGACCAGUGUUGUCCUUUAAAGGAACAGUGUGUAAGAAUUCAGGGAUCUAUUAGCAGAAAUGGAAUAUAAUAUUCAUUACUACGUUUUCAUUAGUGUGUAAUCACAUGAAACUAAGAGUCGUUGUGUUUUCGUUAGC